AUGAAAUCGAAAUAAUAUGUGUCUUAGAUAUUGGAUAUGGAUGAAUACAAAACGCAGAUUAAGUUGUUAGAAGAGAAAAAUGUAAGCAACACUCUAAUAAGUAGGAAAGAUUGGUUUAAAAGAAUUACGAUUUGGUUCGUGAAAUAACACAUUACCAAAUACAAUUAAGAGACAAAGAUUAAUAAAUAGAGUAGUUGAAAAAAGAAAAUGGAUAAUUGAGAUUUGAGUUGCAAGUAUUUCAUGUUAAAAAUCAAAGUUAGCUUUGAAACAAGAUGAAUUCUAUAGUGCGGUCUCAUUAGAUCGAUAUAAGAAGGUGGCCUAAACAAUUUAACCAUAAAGUAGCCUGAAUGUAUAUCAAUUUUAGGGAAAAGAAUCUUUGAGACAAAGAAAACAACUUUGCAUAUGAAUAACUUGAGUCCGAAGAAAUGUAAUAACGAACAGGAUGAAGUCAUUAGUCCUGAAGUGGCAGAACUUAGAAAAUAUAGUGAAGAUGAAUUACAUUAAGUUGUGGUCUAAGAAAUUUAAGUGUAGGAAUACAAUUAUGAUAAUGCAUCUAAAGUUGACUAGAUAAUACAGAAAUAUUCUAAGAAGAAAUUGGAAUAAUGUAAAGGUGAGGAAUCAAAUUUUAGUUCAUAGCAGUUAUUUUAGGAACCUAUUGCCACAGAAUCAUAAUUAAUAUCAUAGAAAUAAUCAUUGUAAUAAGAAUAACAAUAAUAAUAUUCAUUAUUUGAAGAAUUCAUCAUUAUUAGUGUCUCUAAACAAACUUUGAAUGGACUCACUAGUAAUAUAUUAGAAAAGCGAGAAGUCAACUUAAAACCUGAGAUAUUAUUUCAACAUUCAUCUGCUACAUCGUGCUAUAAGGAACAACUAUUAUUGUUGCCUUAAUAAAUACAUCCAUACGGAUUGAAAGUCAAAUUAGAAGAGAAGACUCUAUCCAUGAGUAAUUUGAAUUCGUACAUUAUCUAACAUUUAUUUUAGAAUUCUGAUGGGUGGUUAAAGUUAUGAUAGAUUAGCAGGUGCAUAUGUAAUUACUAUGAAAUCAGAAUAAACAUUCAAUAACAAUAAAAUUAUUAAUAAUGCUACAUAAAUAAAUACAGAUAAUAUCAGCGAUCUAAUCUCAAUCACUAAUAUUCACCAUUAAUUGUAUUGUGUGUGUGUUGAUGUUCCUGACUUCUAUGAUUACAAUGUUGCCAACAAUAACUCAAAAUUACAAAAGAAAUACUUUUAUUCACUUUCCAAGACAUAUUGUUUCAUCACCAAAGCCCCAAUUAUUGAUUUCUUCAUCGAAGUCAUCAAAAUUAUUAUAAGUAUUUACAUUAUUAAUAAAUAGACACAUUAAAAUACAAAAAAGCAGAGAUCUAUUCAAUGGUUUCAGAAUUUGAGGAUACUUUAGGAAAUAUUGAUAAUUCUUUCUAUACGGUAAAAAUCAAUUCUAUAACAAUAGUCCUUCAAACCUGAACUAUUUAAUUUCUUAACAGAAUUGCAGAAUUCCAAGUUUAUAAGUGAAUGCAAUUAUUAAUUUUUACAAACUCCAAUUAAAACUUAACUCAUUCACAGUGCAAAUGUUCAAAAUUAUGAAAUCGAAUGGGCAAUCUCAUAUGCGUUAUCACAUAUCGAAUUACCGCAUUAUUUAAUUCUAUUAAUCAACAUGAUGUUGGAGUAGAAUAUCUGCAUCAUUAGUUAUAAUCGCACUUUGUUAAGCUCAUUAUUGUAAUUUUUAUAUAUAUUCAAUAGGAUGAUUUUACCACACAUGAUUCAACCAUUUUAACACAUACACCCUACUAUUCAUGCUUUGACUGCCUAAUUGAUGCCAAUACUUGAUUCUCCUGUUCCUAUUAUUUGUGGAAUUGUCAAAGAUAAUGAUAAUGGAUUACGUAAUUUGGGUAUUGAAGAUGAUGAAUCUUUUUUUGAUGAACAAUCUCAAGUACUGUUUUUUGAUGCUAACAAACUCAGAUUUUUUAAUUUAGCUAAGAAUCUAACAGAGAGUAAGAUGUACACUACUUUAUUUUAUAAUUUAUUCCAAACUUAUUAAUCAAUACGUCAAUAAAGUGUUCCAGGACAUUAUUUAGCAGAUAAUAAUGAAGCAACAUUGAAUUUGAGUUUGAAAAUCUUAGAGGAUACUAAAACCUACAUUUAGGAGAAUUUACUUUCUUUGAUUCCAGAAGUUGAUGGUGAAAUCAACCUAGAUCAAAUAUAAGAGAAGACACUAAAUUCAACUGAGGAUGAAAUUUUCAAAUAAAUAAUAAAAACCCAAUAUUUCUCUUACUACAUCUAAUAGAAAUUCCAUCCUUUAUGA
This is a messenger RNA of Paramecium octaurelia, 2296 nucleotides long. Lineage: Eukaryota; Ciliophora; Oligohymenophorea; Peniculida; Parameciidae. The record is from the annotation of a GenBank genome assembly.